AUGAGCAACGGACUUGAAGAGAAGUCGCAUCAAUGCCCUCCCGGACGAUCUGCGUUUACAUUAGAGGAAUUAUUUGCUGACCGUUACUCCAAAGACAACGAAUCAUUUGCUAAGAUUUGUGAAGGCUUUGAACCUGUAAUUUGUUUACACCCUUUUCAUUCGCGUCCUAAACGGAAUUUUGACAACAACAGUGGACAGCACCAGUACUGGAGAGGGCGCGGUGGUUGGAAUCGUGGACGCGGAGAUGGGAGAGAAGGAGGAGGACGAGGAAAUUGGAGGGAUAGAGGACGAGAAGCUAGAAGUUGGCAAAGUAAUGAUCCAAGAGGACAACGUAGACCUUGGAACGACGGAUAUAGUCGGCGUUCAGAUGAUGGAGAAAGGAGAUUUUGUCCUAGGUGA
This is a messenger RNA of Strongylus vulgaris, 399 nucleotides long. The record is from the annotation of a GenBank genome assembly. NCBI's taxonomy places the organism in Eukaryota, Metazoa, Nematoda, Chromadorea, Rhabditida, Strongylidae.